AUGUGUACGACUAAUGCCCUUAUGAUCGCAGCAGUCGCUGAAGCUGAAUCUUUUAAUCAAACACGACGAGGGGGUUCUCGACCGGGGCAUGCAUCGAAUGAGGAGCGAUUUAGGGAAUCAAGAGGCAAAAACAUGAUGGAAGAUUACUUUGUUCAGCAUCCAGUUUUCAGUGAUGAGGAAUUCCGGACACGCUACAGGAUGAGUCACAAUGUUUUCAACCGCAUCUCCAGUGACCUUUGUCGCUAUGUCACAUACUUUGUCCAGAAAUCAGAUGCUGCUAAGAAAGUCGGACUACUUCCUGAGCAGAAGCUGACAUGUUCCUUAAGAAUGCUUGCUUACGGUGCUGGGGCAGACCAAUGCGCUAAGUAUUGUUGGAUGGCGAAAUCUACCUCUAUCGAGGCUCUUAAACGAUUUACAAGAGGAAUCGUUAAUCUAUACUUGGCAGAAUAUGUAAUACCCCGAAAAAUCUAA
This is a messenger RNA of Rosa rugosa (rugosa rose), 471 nucleotides long. RefSeq lists its product as uncharacterized. The record is from RefSeq and is a predicted model, not a curated record. Lineage: Eukaryota; Viridiplantae; Streptophyta; Magnoliopsida; Rosales; Rosaceae. The transcript has a single exon. Bases 1 to 471 code for a protein of 156 amino acids.